Molecule: messenger RNA, 4752 nt
Organism: Corticium candelabrum
Lineage: Eukaryota; Metazoa; Porifera; Homoscleromorpha; Homosclerophorida; Plakinidae
Product: leucine-rich repeat-containing protein 9-like
Exons: 43
Coding region: 36-4505 (1489 amino acids)
Molecular function (GO): protein binding
Source: RefSeq, a predicted model, not a curated record
CAUGCGCAAGAAUUCGAGUGUUCAGCGCGAUUAAAAUGGGAGAUGUCCGCAAGAGUAACGAAGAAAUUCUGUGCGAUUUGUGCGUUUCUAAUGGCUUAUGCUACGAUAAGCUAACAACAACGUACGCUGCAGAUAGGAAUGUGUUGGAGAUGUUUUUCUCUGGUUAUCCUCGCAUGGUGGGAUUGAACUUGUUUCCUCGUCUGGAGACACUCGUCUUGAUUGGUCAGGCGAUUGAUGUCAUCGUUGGUUUGGAGACUUGUGUUUGUUUGCGGGAGUUGUGGAUAUGCGAAUGCAAUUUGAAGGUGAUUGGUGGCUUGGAACAUUGUUCUUCAUUAGAGCAACUUCAUUUGUAUUCAAAUUGCAUUACACAAAUAGAGAACGUAGCUCACCUGGUGAAACUGCAGAAAUUAUGGCUGAAUGACAAUCGUAUCACAGCAAUAGAGGGUCUUGAUGACUUGACAAAGCUUUGGGACUUAAAUUUGGCUCAAAAUAGAAUCAAAGUGAUUGGCAAAUCAUUGUCAUCUUGUAGCAGUAUUGAAAUUUUGAACUUGUCUGGUAAUCCAAUCUCAUCAUUUAAGGAUUUAACAAAUUUGGCAGAUUUACCUAAUCUCAGCAGCCUCAGUCUUCAAGAUCCAUUGUUUGGUCCUGCUCCGGUCUGUCUUCAAUGCAACUAUGCUACACAUGUUCUCUAUCACUUGCCUCAACUCACUCAUUUAGACACUUUCAGUGUCACAUCACAAGCUCUCCGAGAACUAGUGGAGAUGACAGUUGUGAGGAAGAAGGUAUACUAUGGCAUUCAACAACGUGUUCUUCAACAUCAAUUGAAUGACAAGUUUUCAAAGAGAGCAAAAGAGGUGAAAGGCAUUGAGACCAGAUUGGAGUCAAGACUGAGAAGAUUACUUUGUGAAGUAAAGCAGAUUCAACUGGAAUUGAAUGAUGAGUCAAGUUUGCUGACAGAAAAUGAAGAGGACAUUUGUAAGAAUGACAGAUUUAUUGCCAAGCAGUCUGCACUUAUGCAAAGGAUCAAUGAACUUGAAGGAAAACUACAACUGUUACGGGCUUGGUAUGAUACUGUGAAGGACUGUUUAAUUUCUGAAGCUGAAAUGAGAAAGCAAAUGUUGUUGCUAGAACUACAAACAGGAGGCAAUGUUUCUUAUGAAGUGGGAAAACCAGGAGAUGUUUGGUACUCUUCUUGUUGUGAUUUGAUUCAGAAUGGAUUUCGUGCUGCUGAUUAUGAGACAGGUUGUUUCAGUGGAGUUCGUGUAACAAAUGUUUUCAAAGUACAGAAUCGCAUCCUUAGAAUGGAAUUUAAUUCACAACUGGAAGCUGCACUGGAAAGAGAAGACAUUGUAUCAUACACAAAAGGACAAAAUUUCAAAGACCUGAUUGAAUAUUUUUUUGUGGUGAGAAACAGUACAGAAAACAACCAGAACGAAGCUUUGCAGGUUAUGGAACAUGGAAUCAAACCGUCUGUUCAUCAGGGAGCUGUUUGUUUGACCAACAAUCUCUGUGCAGCAGAAAGACAUUCAUUAAAUCAGUUGUUCAAACAAUCUGAGUCAUUUGGCACUGAUAAGAGUUUACUUUUGGCAAACAAAAAGGGAUUUGUUGUUAUUGCAAAAGUCUUCACUGGCAGAACUAUGCCUAUAAACAGCAAAAUUGAAAUGAAACGGAGUAAUUAUCAUGGUGCGGAUUCAGUCUUCAGUCAUAUUGAUAAUGUAUCACUGGUUGACAAAUCUGAUAUGUCGAAAGUUGAGUCUAGAUGCAUAUCUGUUGCUGGUAGUAAUUCUUGCUACGCUCUUUGGUUUCUGUUUGACCACAAAAUGGCUUUGCCAGAGUACUUGGUGGAAUAUGAGCAUAUUUGUCAGACUGCUCCUCUGACACUGAAGCAGAUUGCGGGAUUUGAAAGUGUGGGGGACAGCGGCAAUGACAUGACUACUACUGGAAACUCUAAUGAUAAAUUAGCUGAUACUGAUGUUCUCUCAUUACAGCCAGUGUUUCCACAGAGACCUCGGCUUGUGAUGCUUACACCAGACUUACUUCUGCGACAUUGUGCUGUUUCAUCAUUGGAAUCAGUUCGGGUUCUUAAUGUUCACAAUAAUGGUCUGAGCCAAUUGCAACUAUUGGAUACCAUGCCUGAGCUUAGGAAGCUGGUUGUCAGUCACAAUGAGUUGUUCAGAGUAGACGGAAUUGUGCAUUUGGAAUAUUUGAGAUACCUUGAUCUGAGUCACAACAACCUUAUUACAUUGGAAGGACUUCAUAAUUUGACAAGGCUACAACACAUUGAUGUAAGCUGGAAUCGAUUGGAAAACAUUCGAACUACGCUUCUUGUACUGAGAAAACAUUGUCCUUCUCUUACGUCACUAGACUUGAGGCACAAUCCAUGGAGAAAGCGUGAGAAUCUGAGGUUUCAUGUGCUGGGUCGUUUGAAGCAGCUGCAGUCAUUAGAUCAGCAACCAGUUACUGAAGAAGACAUGUCUUUUGCUUUGAGACUCUUAUUGUCAUAUCGAGUGUCAGUAACCAUGUUAUUGUCUCGUUCUUGCGUCAAUGAAUCUGAAGCUAAGUCAUUGGAUUUACGAUCUACAGCUGAAGUGAUAUCUGAUAGAAGCAGGAACAGACCAGAGCGGCUAGAUGAUGAUGACACUGUGUGGUUCACAAAGAUUACAACUUUGAAUUUGGAUGGGCAAGGCCUCAGCAAGUUGUCUAAUGUGGACAAGCUGGUAAAUCUCAAAUGGGCUUCGUUUGCUCAUAAUUAUAUUAGCAAGAUUGAGGGGUUAGAGGCUUGCAGACAUCUUCUUGAGCUCUCACUGGAGGACAAUUGCAUCACUAGAAUAGAAGGUUUGGCUCACCUGACAUUCCUAGAAAGAUUGAACUUGUCUCACAACACAAUAACAAGUCUAAACUCAUUUUCUGUGGGUAACUUGCAUCACUUGCAAAGGCUGAAUAUUGAUAACAACCAAAUAACAACAUUGGAGGGAUUGCAGGACUGUUUAUUGCUGUUUAUGGUUUUUGCCGCCAAUAACCGUAUUGCCAAUUCAAGAAAUGUUUGCUGUUUGAAGACUUUGCAGAACUUUAUGAUUCUUGAUUUAUAUGGGAAUCCAGUAACAGAGACAGAGAAGUAUCGGCUGCUCAUUGUUUUUCAUCUUCAAACAUUGAGAUCACUUGAUGGAAUUGUAAUUGAAGCAGCAGAGUCUAAUUUGGCAAAGGAGACUUUUGGAGGAAGACUGACUCAGGACUUCAUUGCUGACCGUAUAGGUAACACUGACUUCACACAACUGACAAAAGCUGAUUUCUCUCACUUGGGAGUCAAACAAGUUGAUCUGGGAAAUGCACAGAGUUUUCAGAGCCUGACCAGCUUAAAUCUUGAGCACAAUGAGUUGACAUCUUUGGAAGGAUUGACAGCUUUGACGAACUUGAAGAUAUUGUGUUUAAACCAUAACCGAGUGGAGUCUCUAUUUGCCAAUAAGGCUAAGCCAGUAUAUACUGGGGGAAAGAAUGCUCAUCUUGUUCCAUCAUCGUUUUAUGCAGAUGCGACUCCAAUACUGACAAAACUGCAAGUUCUUCAUUUAGGUCAUAAUGGCAUUGUUGAUAUGACUCAAUUGCAACUGCAGCGAUUUCCAGCUCUUCAGUCUUUGUUUCUUCAAGCGAAUGAAAUUGUCAUUGUUGAUGGUCUUUUUGGAGUAACAACACUAAAGGAACUUGUAUUGGAUCGAAAUAGGAUCAAAAGUAUUGGAGCAGACACAUUUGCAUCAUUAUCAAAUCUUGUUGAGUUACAUUUGGAAGAAAACAGGCUCAAAGAUCUCUCACAUUUUGAUUCAUUGCAAUCAUUGUCCAGGCUCUAUCUUGGAAUGAACAGAAUAUCGGAUUUGGCUGAACUUGAGAAACUAUCAGGUCUUACCAAUCUCAAAGAAAUCUCUGUCAUAAGCAAUCCAGUAUCGAAGAAACAAGCCCAUCGUCCCAUGUUAGUGUUUCGGUUGUCACAGCUGGAAUCUAUUGAUGGUAUUGAAGUAACAGAAGAAGAAGCAACAAAGGCAGAUGUUUUCUUUAUAGACCAACUGCAGACUUCACCUGCAUUAGCGGACUCCCGAGGAUUCCAAGGCAACUGCAAAGUACCAGCUAAGGUGACACAGAUGCUGAUGAAUUUUGGUACUCGAUCAGAUGGAAAUGAUUGGCAAUCAGCUCGUCCUGCUUUGCUGGCAAAUUUUGGACCACAAGCUACUAAUGCACUUCAUCGACGAGAGUACCAUGGAAAUGGACGAAAACCUAGAGGAGAUUCUGGCUUUCCUGUUAGUGAUAUGGCAAAUACAAUCACUGGGGUGAAUGGACAACUUUAUCAUGGAACUGAUCGUUCUCUUCAACCUCGCCCUCUUGGAGUGGGAAGGCAAGCAGCAUCCCACCCUUAUUCAUCGUUUAAGCAUUUGUCAGCACAAAGCAGCGGUUUUGACUGGAAUCAGUCUGGUAGUCCAAGCCAGAAAAAUCAGACCAGGAGAUCUGGUCCAUCCAACUGAUGUUAGACCAUCAGGAUGAAGAGAAUGGAUGGAAUGGUAAACAAGCACAUACUCGAAUGGCUGGUACAUUAUUCACAUACUGACCGCUACAUAUGUGCAUCUCUAAGUGAUUUAUCUAUAUGCAGGUGUACUGUGUACACUUAGGAAAGUAGUAGUAAUAUUUUAGUAGUCCACAGCUUGAAUUGUUGUUAUAUUUCAUUAAGUAGUUACUAUCCACAAUGAAAGAUUGGUUGACAUUUUUAUGGUA